Molecule: messenger RNA, 880 nt
Organism: Durio zibethinus
Lineage: Eukaryota; Viridiplantae; Streptophyta; Magnoliopsida; Malvales; Malvaceae
Product: pterocarpan synthase 1-like
Source: RefSeq, a predicted model, not a curated record
UACCUUGAUGUAUUCUGAUGUUGGUUGUCUCAAGUUUAUUGAUCAUAAGCCCCUUAAAUGAUCAUAAUUCAUAAGUAGUCAUAAGUCAUUUUACCUACUCAAGGCCCACGACCAACUCAAUUCCAGGGGCUACCAUUGUUUCUAACGGUUUAGGUUUAAAGCUGAGGAAGUGGAUUUGGUGGCCAAAAGCAUUAAGCACCGAGGAACCGAACAGGUUCGUUUCAACAAGUAAUGUAUUAAAGUGAUCUCAAAAGAUACAUAUCAAUUCAAGCAAUAGAUUUGAGGCUGCUCCAAUUCUGCAAAAUGCUUCCUAGAAUUAUAUUUUGCUUUGCAGUUCUUUUAGCCAUUCUGGUUGUUAUUCUUUUGGCCUUGCUCUCACCGGUAGCCCACAAAAAGGCAGCAAAUAACCCAUCCAAACCUUGGCUGGCCCUGUCCUUGUACAUCCAGCAGCCACAUAUUUCAAGCUCCAGCAUCCCAUCUGUUGCCCAGUCAGAUACUGGAGCCUUUAUCUUUCACCGCGCACUCACGGAGGGACCUGAGAACACGUCCCAUGUAGUUGGAAAAGCACAAGGCUUCAUUAUUCCCAUUGAACAUUUUGCUAAUUCUGCAUUCAACAUAAUUUAUCUCACUUUUGAGACACCUGAGUUUUCUGGGAGUCUAAGCGUCCAGGCCAAGCAUGUUGAAAAGAAGGAUAGAGAAGAAUUAACAGUGGUUGGAGGAACAGGUUCUUUUGCAUUUGCACGUGGGAUUGCAGUUUUUGCGCAGACUGAUUCCCAGUCAUCUGAAGCUGAUGCUACUUAUCAUGUAAAGCUUCAGCUUAGAUUUCCCAAUAGAUCUCAGACAAUUCCAGAAUGAGGCAAAGCCAGAAUCAUCUGUUUGA